This is a messenger RNA of Lathyrus oleraceus (garden pea), 1510 nucleotides long. Its product is annotated as CMP-sialic acid transporter 2. The transcript has 15 exons. Gene Ontology annotation, biological process: pyrimidine nucleotide-sugar transmembrane transport. Gene Ontology annotation, cellular component: Golgi membrane. NCBI's taxonomy places the organism in Eukaryota, Viridiplantae, Streptophyta, Magnoliopsida, Fabales, Fabaceae. Gene Ontology annotation, molecular function: pyrimidine nucleotide-sugar transmembrane transporter activity. The coding region runs from base 171 to 1232 and encodes 353 amino acids. The record is from RefSeq and is a predicted model, not a curated record.
GUAGGCGAAGAAAAAACUUAACACGAAAAAGAAAGGGAAUAGUUGAUGAGAGUGAGAACGAGAUCUGUUUGUUUCGAAAAUGGAAAACAAAUUUGAAGAGUGUGAAGUUUGAAGUGAAUGUGCAAGUCAUAGAUCUCUUAUCUUCUUCCCUCGUGAUAUCUAACAGUAAAAUGGAGUAUAGGAAAAUCAAAGACGAGGAUAUAGAUAUAGAUAGGGAUGUGGAGGUUGAGGAUGUUGAAAAAUCAUUUUUGCUUUCAGUUCCUUCCGCCUCUGGAGAACCCAAAAUUGACACUCACAAGACCAAAGCACAGUGGAAGCGCAAGUCACUUGUUACAUUUGCAUUGACUAUUCUUACUAGCUCCCAAGCCAUUCUAAUUGUUUGGUCCAAAAGAGCUGGCAAAUAUGAGUAUAGUGUUACUACUGCUAAUUUUUUGGUAGAGACUUUAAAAUGUGCUAUAUCCCUCAUCGCCUUGGGAAGAACAUGGAGAACAGAGGGCGUCACCGACGACAACAGGUUGACUACAACAUUUGACGAAGUUAGUGUGUAUCCUAUCCCAGCAGCACUUUACCUUGUCAAAAAUUUGCUUCAGUAUUACAUAUUUGCAUAUGUAGAUGCUCCAGGCUAUCAGAUAUUAAAGAACUUUAAUAUUAUCAGUACAGGCGUGCUCUACAGAAUUAUACUUAAGAGAAGGUUGAGUGAGAUUCAAUGGGCGGCUUUUGUUCUACUAACUGCUGGGUGCACUACAGCUCAGUUGAACUCAAAUUCCGAUCAUGUUCUUCAAACUCCCGUUCAAGGUUGGGUGAUGGCAAUCGUCAUGGCUCUCUUGAGUGGUUUUGCAGGGGUGUAUACUGAGGCUAUUAUCAAAAAGCGUCCUUCUCGGAACAUAAAUGUUCAAAACUUCUGGUUGUAUAUCUUUGGCAUGGGCUUCAAUGCUAUUGCAAUAUUGGUUCAAGAUUUUGAUGCAGUGGUUAACAAGGGAUUCUUUCAUGGAUAUUCGUUCAUUACCUUUCUCAUGAUUAUCAACCAUGCACUCAGUGGAAUUGCUGUAUCCAUGGUAAUGAAAUAUGCUGACAACAUUGUGAAGGUGUAUUCUACUUCAGUGGCAAUGCUUCUUACAGCAGUUGUUUCUGUAUUUCUUUUUGGCUUCCAUCUCUCACUAGCAUUCUUCCUUGGAACAAUUGUUGUCUCUGUUUCAAUAUAUCUGCACUCUGCUGGGAAGAUCCAAAGAUGACUAUGACUUCUGGCUGGCCAAUAGGAUAUUUUAAAUUUCUUAUUUGUUGUUGAUGAGCCUCAUUUCAAAUGUUAUUUUGAAACAAUGUAUACUUUGAAAACCAUUUUGGGUGUUUCUCAAGAAAGAUGGAAACGGGUUCUUGAAAUGUGAUAUGUAAGUUCUUCUAUCAGAGCUUAAAAUGAAAUAACCUUCCUCCCCCCUCCCAUAUUUUUUGUUAAAAAGUUUUAAGCAAUAUGCUAGUGUGUAAUCCGUAUAUAUAUCAUGUGAUUUUGUGGCGA